AUGAUGGAUACCGUAACAGAAGACUGUUGCUGGAUAAGGCUUAAAUUAAGAUAAGUAAUGGAAGUUAUGAGCAGGAUGUAUACUCUGCUGUCUGGACUCUAUAAAUACAUGUUCCAGAGGGAUGAGUACUGCAUCUUGAUCCUUGGUUUGGACAAUGCUGGUAAAACUACCUUUCUUGAACAAACUAAAACUCGAUUUAACAAGAACUACAAAGGGAUGAGUUUGUCCAAAAUCACAACCACUGUAGGCUUAAACAUUGGUACUAUUGAUGUUGGCAAAACUCGGCUAAUGUUCUGGGAUCUUGGUGGACAGGAGGAACUACAGUCUCUUUGGGACAAGUAUUAUGCUGAAUCUCAUGGAGUGAUCUAUGUUAUUGACUCCACUGACAAGGAGAGGCUCUCAGAAUCUAAAAGAGCUUUUGAGAAGAUGAUUACCAGCGAAGCUCUGGAAGGAGUUCCCAUUCUGGUGUUAGCUAACAAGCAGGAUGUAGAGACUUGUCUGUCAAUACCUGACAUCAAGACAGCAUUUAGUGACUGCAUUAAUAAAAUUGGGAAGAGAGACUGCCUGACACAAGCCUGCUCGGCUCUUACUGGCAAAGGAGUGAACGAGGGAAUUGAAUGGAUGGUGAAGUGUGUGGUGAGGAAUAUUCACCGGCCCCCAAGAAAGAAGGACAUCACGUAAGAAAUUCCAAGUCAGCCAAGGAACAGACAAUCUUUUUCCACACAGUUUUGUGUUCUCUUUAAAGAAGGUGGUCCACUGGAUUCCUAUUACACCUGAUUCUUUCC
Messenger RNA from Balearica regulorum gibbericeps (East African grey crowned-crane), 785 nucleotides. Lineage: Eukaryota; Metazoa; Chordata; Aves; Gruiformes; Gruidae. The record is from RefSeq and is a predicted model, not a curated record.